CUCUCAAGCUCACUUAAUAAAGAGUAUUUGCUUCGCCUAAUUUCGGCGAUGAUGAUUUCAUUUUUUGUUUUGGCCUCCACCAUUGGCAGCGAACGCUCAGCACUUUUAUUCAGUUGAUAUUUUUCAGUCAAGCAGAGCAGAAGUGUUAAGAAAGUUGGAUACAUUUAGUAAAUCAACUUAUUGAACUUGAAAUUUCAGCUAAAAUUCCAAACAGUCAGAAACAGUUUAUUGUCGCCUCAGUUCAGGGCUUAAUACGCAAACCAUAUCUACACUCGUGCAUUUGCAAUAUAGGCAAAUUAAGAAACAAACAAUAUGUCUCAAAAACGUGUAUCCGUUUCCACUCGCGUUUCGCGCGCCUCGACUUCCACACCUGUGGGUGGACAGUCGGGACGCGUUGGAGCCACUAGCCCUAGCGCCACUAGUCCUACGCGCACAACUCGAAUACAGGAGAAGGAGGAGUUGCAGCAUUUAAACGAUCGUCUCGCUUGUUACAUCGAUCGUAUGCGUAAUCUGGAGAAUGACAACAACAGAUUGACGCAGGAACUACACAUUGCCCAAGACACUGUCAAUCGCGAAGUGUCCAACAUAAAGGCAAUGUAUGAGAAGGAAUUAGCAGCCGCGCGCAAGCUACUAGAUGAAACUUCCAAGGAGAAAGCCAAACUGGAGAUUGACAUCAAGCGAUUAUGGGAGGAAAACGAUGACCUCAAACAAAGGCUAGACAAAAAAACAAAGGAGUGUUCUAUUGCUGAGAACAGCGCACGUGUAUAUGAAUCUCGCUUUAACGAAGUGAACGGCAAGUACAACCAGGCUUUAGCUGAUCGCAAGAAGGCCGAAGAUCAAGCCAAAGAUCUUGCGCUCGAAAAUGACCGGCUACGCAAGCAACUUGAUGAUCUGCGCAAGCAACUUGAAGCUGAGACCUUGGCUCGUGUCGAUUUGGAGAACCAAAAUCAAAGUCUUCGUGAGGAACUCAGUUUCAAAGACCAAGUUCAUAGCCGGGAACUCACCGAGACACGCUCUAGGCGUCAAAUUGAGAUCAGCGAAAUCGACGGCCGCUUAUCCAAGCAAUACGAGGCUAAAUUACAACAAUCUCUUCAGGAGCUGCGUGAUCAAUAUGAAAGUCAAAUGCGUGCAAAUCGGGAAGAAAUCGAAUUGCUAUAUGACAAUGAAAUUAAAAACCUUCAAGCUGCUGCCAAUCGCGCAGCCAACUCAUCGGCACAUGCCACCGAAGAGAUUCGUGUUAUGCGCACGAAAAUUGACGGCCUUAACGCUAGGAUUCAGGAUCUAGAAAACACCAACGCCGGCUUAAACACACGCAUACGUGAAUUAGAAAACCUUCUAGACAGUGAACGUGCACGUCACAAUCAAUACAUAGCUUCAUUGGAGGCCGAACUUCAACGCAUGCGCGACGAAAUGGCCCAUCAGCUACAAGAAUACCAAGAUUUGAUGGACAUCAAGGUUUCGCUGGAUCUUGAAAUUGCCGCUUACGACAAACUGUUGUGCGGUGAGGAACGCCGCUUGAACAUUUCGUCACCUAUCCGUCCGGCAACUAGCACAAAUACCGACUCAGGAUUCUCAAAUGGCACUCACUUAUCGGUCAGUUCGACGUCACGUUCGGGCCGAGUGACCCCGAGCGGCCGUCGCUCGGCAACACCGGGAGUUGGUGGCAGCGCAAGUGCAGUAAAGCGCCGACGUACCGUUAUCGAUGAGUCCGAAGACCGUAACUUGUCGGAAUUUUCCGUUAACUCCGCCGCCAAAGGCGAUUUGCAGAUUGUCGACGCCGACAGCGAAGGACGUUACAUCAAACUACACAACAAGGGCAACGAAGAGAUACACCUUACUGGCUGGCAACUAACUCGCAUUGCUGGCGACGAAGAGUUAGCUUUCAAAUUUUCACGUGGUACGAAAAUUAAUGCUGGUGCUACCGUCACAAUCUGGUCAGUAGACGCGGGCGUUCCGCAUGAACCACCACAGAAUCUAGUAAUGAAGAAGAAAUGGCCAGUUGCCGAUUCAAUGCGCAGCGUACUGGCGAAUGCCGACAAAGAGGUGAGAAUCUUGUCGAUUUACAACACUUGUAACAGAUGUCACAUCUGCAGCCACUGUCAUCACUUAGAGUUUCUGAUCGACCAGAUGUUGCCAGCUACGACCGUGUUCGUUCAAACGUUUCCAGUCACGCAUCCCGGCACCGCUCUUCGGGCACCGGUUUUACCCUCGGUUCCGGAGUCGGUUCGACAGGCGUAAGGAGCCUUUUCUCACUACUUUUCUAAAUGCCCAACAAUGAGAAUACCUAAAACGCUUCCAGGCGCUACAGAGAAUUCACAAACCUAUAUACAAGUAUAUAGCAAAGUUAAAUAUAGCACAGACAAAAGUUAACUAAACUUUCAAAUUUCCUAUGUGCAUUUAAACAUAUCCUCAACGUUAAGCCAAGGCCUUCACACCCAGCACAAUAUACGAAGUUAGCAGUUUCUAGCCAGUGGAUGGUUUACAAAGUGCCAGGCUUAUCGUAAAAACUAUGAUAGACUACUUAAGAGUGCGCUACAAUUAUAAAAAUCUUACAUAUAAAUGUAUGUAUGUGUCAGCAGGAUACUUAAAUCUUGUAACUAUUUACGUUGCUACCAAAUGUAAUGUACAAACCUAAAUGUAAUUGAAAUCUUUUCACAUAUAUAAAAUAUGCAUUUAAAUACGGUUAAAAGAAAUUCGACUUUUUACUUAUUAUUCCUUUCCUCUCAUAUAAGUAUGUAUUUGUAUACAUACUUACAAGAAAGAGACUGGAUAUUAGAAAUAUUUGGGGGACUGAACAUCGCCGCAAACAGAGGCCAGGUUUUAGGCAAUAGGAAUUAUUUUAUAACUUUACUUGGUGCAGUUUUCUUACUAUGUAUGUAUCUGAAGGAAAUAAUUUCAUUGGCAGAAUUGAAUCACUCGGGUAUAACAUUUCGGGGAUUCGUCCAAAUGCCUGCCUAGUUUGUUGCUAGUACAGAUCUUUGGUACGAUUCUUGGUUAAAUAAAGUCUGAGAAGCGUUAAUGG
Molecule: messenger RNA, 3022 nt
Organism: Rhagoletis pomonella (apple maggot)
Lineage: Eukaryota; Metazoa; Arthropoda; Insecta; Diptera; Tephritidae
Product: lamin-C
Exons: 4
Coding region: 313-2238 (641 amino acids)
Source: RefSeq, a predicted model, not a curated record